GCGCACUACUAGAGAGAUGUAGAUCCAUUUACGACUCUUCUCGAGAUGAGCCUUUCAUACUACGACUUUUCCGACCAGACAAUCAAGAGAACAGGAUGGAACCAGACCCCGGACCAUCUUCCUCGAGACCGGAAGACUGCAUGUACUAUUCAAUCACCGAAGCAGCAGCACGCCCUAUGUCCAGCGAUUUCAUCAAGAGAGAACGGGUCGAGCAGUACAGGUACGAGAACGAGCAGGCCGCUAACGGACAAAGCUGCCAUGCAGCGGAGCGGCUAGAGCAUGAUAUGGAUCGGGUGAGCAAAUAUGAAGGGUCGACCACAUUAGGGCUCGUGACUGGUUACUUCCAGUUCUUCAUAUCACGAACUACGGAUAUAAACCUCGCCGACGGAGGCCUCAUCCCCGUGCGCGAGUCGGAAGACUACUCGAUGACGCUUGGCAAAUGGACGGAGUUGGGCGCUCGUCUGAAACGGCAGGCGGAGCGUCAGCAACAGCCUCUCAAGGUAUGGUGGGAGCGGCUGGAGACUCUACGACUCGCAAAGACGGACCGAGCGUACCAUUCUGUCCAGCUUGCUAUGGAGAAGAUCGGGAGACUGGACAGCUACAACGGGAUGAAGAAGUGGAAAACCCCUCCAAUUGAUUCGCGAUUAACGGAUGUAUGGCGCGACGAGCUGGGCGACUCCGACGAAGACAAGCGCUGUUUGAUCUGCUUUGACGACUUCACAUAUAAGGGCUCUGAUAGAGCUGUCCGGCUAGAAUGUAAUCACUGCUUCGGCCGGGAAUGCAUUAAGAAGUGGGUCGAGUCGAGCAGUCCACCUAAGCCUUGCCCAGCUUGCCGAAAAGCAAUCCGCCCGCCGCCUCCACGUACAAUCACACCUCCGCCAGUCUUCGGACCUUUUGACCGACCAGUGACGAUAAACUGCGCCAUCCUGGUUGAUUGGUACAAUGAAUUUAAGGCCAAAGAGGAGGCCUCUACCUAUUCUGAGCGCCGCUUCAACCCCAUUACCUGCUCCGAGGUGACGGUUAUGGAACAGGUCUUCAACACGGUACUUCCGCCAGCAGAGGGGGUAACCUGCAGCCCAUACCACUUCUCGAUCACGCUGCAGCAAGCCGUCUCUGGAAGGCUCCGCGAGCUUCUCUCGCUUUUCUCCACCUUUCCCGCGCUGCGGGACCGCAUUACCCCUGGAUUCGAAAAGCUUUGUGGACGAAUAUGCGACGGCAUGGCCGUGCGAUUGCAGGAGCAAGCGACGAAAGAGAGUAACUAUUACGAGGACGAGGGUCUGUGAGAUUCACAAACGAGAACGGCGUUGAAUGGGCGGGAGGAUACCUACAUUUGGAAUUUACGGAUUCGACACGUGCGUCCACGACUCAGGAUACCACGAAGGAGUUGCUGGAUACCCCUACCCACUAUACUUGCACAUAAUACCCCGCAUGCGGAACUAGAACCCCAUUUACACAACCAGGCAUAACAAGCCCCAAAUACCUACAUACCCA
Molecule: messenger RNA, 1491 nt
Organism: Mytilinidion resinicola
Lineage: Eukaryota; Fungi; Ascomycota; Dothideomycetes; Mytilinidiales; Mytilinidiaceae
Exons: 1
Coding region: 141-1283 (380 amino acids)
Biological process (GO): interstrand cross-link repair; protein ubiquitination
Cellular component (GO): nucleus
Molecular function (GO): ubiquitin protein ligase activity
Source: RefSeq, a predicted model, not a curated record